AUACACAAAUCCGGCAGCGCUUAUCGAUAUUGGUCACGAAACUGCCUCGAGUGGACUAACAGUUAUGGCGCCGAUGGAGAAUUGAAACAGGGCACACUAACUCCGCGAUUGCACGAAGCUUUUCGUGUUGGUGAAGUACAAGAUUGCAUUCUGGAUGCGGAAAUUAUGGCCUAUAACACGUGGACUGAUACCCUGGUCCCCAAAACAGCGGGUUUCGAUGUGAAGCGUAGCAAGUCCGCAGAGAGUUCGAUCAGCGACUGGUUUGGUGAGGAUGAGGCGGGGACAUAUCAACCCUGUGUCGUUGUGUUUGAUGUGAUCUAUCUGAAUGGGAAGUCAUUGACUACUACACCAUUGCUCGAACGAAAACGCUUGUUGAGAGAACAUCUUUUCGUUAAUCGUGACUCGAAUACCGAAAUCAACAAGAACGAAAGUGAUGAGUUUGAUUUUCUGCCCGAACCGGUGCUGGAUGGAACCAUUUAUCUAUCCAGUUGGAAUCUAGUCCCCAUCAAAGUGGAUCAGGUGACCAAGAUUUUCAAUCGCUCAAUCGAUUCCCGCCAAGAAGGGCUGGUAGCGAAACUCACAGUGGGUGCUAGCCCGUAUCUACCUGGUCGUAGAUUGCAUGGAGGCUGGUGGAAACUGAAACCGGACUAUGUGGAUGGAUUGUUAAUUGAUCUGGAUUGUUUAGUUGUCGGUGGUUGCUAUAUGUCCGUACUGGGUCGAAAAACCAAACGGAUUGGACAUUUUAUUUGCGCAGUCCGGGACGACAGAGUGCAAGCUGCCGAGCAGACUGAAUUGUCGGAUUCUAUUCCGACUUUCCUUUCGUUUUGUCGAGCAAGUUACCAUUCCUAUAUUGCAGUGGUGAACAAUGGUCUGACUACAAACCAGUUGAAAGAAAUCAACCAAAAGCUGCGUCCUCACUGGAAACCGUACGACCGGAAACAUCCAAAUACCGGGCCCACUGAGUGGCUUCGUGUCACUACGGAACGACCGGACGUGUGGAUUGCUCCCCAAAACUCAAUCACAUUUCAGAUACAUGCUUCAGAGAUGACCCCUAGUGCAUCUUAUGCUACGGGUCUCACACUUCGUUUCCCUCGUAUUGUUGCCGUCCGUGAAGAUAAGUCGUGGCAGGACUGUUUGACCCUGAAGGAGUUGCAACAACUGAAUAGCGAGACUGAGGGUAAAAUGGCUGUAAAUCGUCUACCGGUUCAUGGCUCGGAUGUGGACUCCGAGGGCGAACCUGAGUUGGACAAAGAAGGGUGGGAAUCAUCCAGUGGGAAAAACUCAAACAGCACUAAUGACUCCUCAGCGUUGGACCGCGAUAGUUUAGUCAGCGUUAUAGACAGUGCCGGCGAUUUGUUUCUCGACCGACCAGGAGCCACCUCAACUCCUACAAAAAAGCGCAAGAUAAAGGAGAAUGACCGUAUCUCCUGGCGUACCAGCAGCGUAGCCAUAUAUGAUCAGAGUUACAGCGAUUCCGGAUUUUUGUCCGGCAAGGAGUUUUGUCUCAUUCUGCCUGUUGGUACCAACAAAUUAGAACUGGAGUCUCGUAUUUGUGCCGUUGGCGGUAUUGUCGUUCAAAAUGCGGGUCCAGACACUUUCUGCAUCGUCACGGAUAAGAUUACCGCCAAAGUGAGUUUAUUGACAGGUUUAUUUUUCCGUUUUGUCAUUCGGUGGAUGAUGUGA
Echinostoma caproni is the source of this 1683-nucleotide messenger RNA. The record is from the annotation of a GenBank genome assembly. NCBI's taxonomy places the organism in Eukaryota, Metazoa, Platyhelminthes, Trematoda, Plagiorchiida, Echinostomatidae.